AUGGGGGGCUUUCUUGUCAGAUAUUUGCUUAUGUGUGUCUAUCUGAUAAUGAUUUUGUUCUCAUCUUCCUUUUUGGAGUCUUACUUUCCACCUUCACUCUGUAAAUUGCAAAAGAAGUUUAAACUCAAUGGUAUGCACAAGCCUGGGGAUGUAAUUCUGGGAGGGUUAUUUGAAGUCCACUACAGUUCUGUAAUCCCUGAGCUGACAUUCACCUCAGAGCCUCAUCAGCCCAGCUGCCAAGGCUUUGACACCCUAGGGUUCAGACACGCCAUGACCAUGGCAUUUGCUAUUGAUGAGAUCAACAAGAAUUCCAAGCUGCUGCCUAAUGUGACUCUGGGAUACAUUCUUUAUGACAACUGUGCUACACUUGAUAUUGGGUUCAGUGCAGCAUUGUCAUUAGCCAGUGGUCAGGAGGAGCAAUUUCUAUUUAUGGAGAACUGUUCAGGGACCCCUUCAGUUGUAGGCAUUGUGGGUGAUCCUUUCUCCACAUUUUCUAUCGCCUCCUCCAAUGUUCUUGGUUUAUUCAAACUUCCUAUGGUGAGUUAUUUUGCCACCUGUUCCUGUCUGAGUGAGCGGCAGAGGUUUCCAUCCUUCUUUAGAACAAUCCCAAAUGAUGCUUUCCAGGUUCGCGCUAUGAUUCAGAUUCUGAAACUUGGCUGGACUUGGGCAGGUCUGCUGGUCAGUGAUGAUGAUUAUGGACUCCAUGUUUCCAGAUCAUUCAAGUCUGACUUUGCCCAGUUAGGUGGUGGUUGCCUGGACUACUCUGAGAUUUUGCCUUGGGGAGAUCAUCCGAAUGAAUAUAAGAAAAUUGUGGAUGUGAUGGCCAAAUCCACAGCUCGUGUGGUCAUUGUGUUUGCACAUCAGAUGCACCUAAUUCAUCUCAUGACAGAGGUGGUGAGGCAAAAUGUGACAGGCCUACAGUGGAUUGCCAGUGAAGCUUGGGCAUUAGUUGAUGGACUCCAUACCCCUGCUUUCAUGCCGUUUCUUGGUGGAACACUAGGCAUUGCCAUCCGACGAGGAGAAAUACCAGGAUUUAGAGACUAUGUUAAAAUUAAUCCUGAAGAACACAGCAGUGAAAAUAGCAUUGUGAAGACGUUUUGGGAACAUAUGUUUCAGUGUAGAUUUUCACCAUUUUCAGCAGACUGGUGGAAGCUGGUGUGGCAACAAUGCACUGGACAAGAAGACCUAAAGAAUACAGAGACUGAACUUUUGAAUGUGUCUGAACUCAGGCCUGAGUAUAAUAUUUACAAAGCUGUGUAUGCUCUUGCAUAUGCCCUUGAUGACAUGCUGCACUGUGUUCCAGGGAGAGGGCCUUUCAGUGGGCACAGCUGUACUGCUUUGCAAAGAUUAGAGCCAUGGCAGUUGGUCUAUUAUUUGGAAAAGGUCAACUUUACCACUCCAUUUGGUGAUCAAGUAUCCUUUGAUGAAAAUGGUGAUGCCUUACCAAUAUAUGAUGUGAUGAACUGGCUGUGGCUCCCUGAUGGAAGCACUAAAGUUCAGUGCGUAGGUGAGGUUAAGGGUUCAGCUUUCAAAGGUGAAGAACUCAUACUUGAUGAAUACAAAAUCUUCUGGAACUUUGAAUCAAGACAGCCACCUAGGUCAGUUUGCAGUGAAAGUUCCCCAGGAACACACAUGGUGAGAAAGCGGGGACAGCCUGUCUGCUGCUUUGAUUGCAUCCCUUGCUCUGAGGGAAGGAUCAGCAAUAACACUGACUCCUUGGAGUGCACCAUUUGUCCAGAGGACUUCUGGUCAAGCCCCCUGCGUGACCAUUGUGUUCCCAAGAAGACAGAGUUCCUCUCCUACCAUGAACCUCUGGGUAUCUGCUUGACAACCACCUCACUGCUGGGCACAUUCAUUUGCACUGUUGUUCUGGGAAUUUUCACAUAUCAUCGCAGCACACCUAUGGUGCGUGCCAACAAUUCAGAAUUGAGCUUUCUGCUGUUAAUGUCACUCAAGUUGUGUUUCCUUUGUUCACUGUUAUUCAUCGGAAGACCCAGACUUUGGACAUGCCAACUCAGGCAUGCAGCAUUUGGGAUCAGCUUUGUGCUUUGUGUCUUGAUCCUGGUAAAAACCAUGGUUGUUCUGGCUGUGUUCAAAGCCACCAAGCCAGGAGGGGGAGCCAAUCUGAAGUGGUUUGGUGCUGUACAGCAGAGAGGAGCAGUUCUGGUUCUUACUUCUGUUCAAGCUGCAAUCUGCACUGCCUGGCUUGUCUCGUCCUCUCCAGUUCCGCAAAAAAACCAAUAUCACAAUGAUAAGAUAGUUUAUGAGUGUGCAGUUGGGUCUACGAUUGGCUUUGCGGUGUUACUGGGUUACAUUGGUGUACUUGCUGUUCUUAGCUUUCUUCUAGCAUUUCUAGCCAGGAACCUUCCAGACAAUUUCAAUGAGGCAAAUUCAUCACUUUUCAGCAUGCUGAUCUUCUGUGCUGUGUGGGUGGCCUUUGUUCCUGCUUAUGUCAACUCUCCUGGCAAAUAUGCUGAUGCAGUGGAGGUAUUUGCCAUUUUGGCCUCAAGUUUUGGCCUUUUGGUGGCACUGUUUGGACCCAAAUGUUACAUCAUUCUGCUGAGACCAGAGAGAAACACCAAAAAGGCAAUCAUGAGUAGAGAAACCACCAUAAAAGCAACAUUUGUAGUAAAAUGA
Messenger RNA from Archocentrus centrarchus (flier cichlid), 2637 nucleotides. RefSeq names its product extracellular calcium-sensing receptor-like. Gene Ontology annotation, biological process: G protein-coupled receptor signaling pathway. The record is from RefSeq and is a predicted model, not a curated record. Gene Ontology annotation, cellular component: plasma membrane. Gene Ontology annotation, molecular function: G protein-coupled receptor activity. NCBI's taxonomy places the organism in Eukaryota, Metazoa, Chordata, Actinopteri, Cichliformes, Cichlidae.